UUCUGGAAGAGAUAGAUAGAGAGAGAGAGAGACCCAAUCUCAUUUGAGUUUUUCGGAUAACAACUGCGAAGAAGAAAAUAAGCAGAAAGAAAAGUCGCACAGAACAGAAAAACCACAAAAGCUUAAAAAAAGAAAAGAAAAAAAGAAGUCACUGGAUCGAAUGCAAAGGACAAUUAGGUUUUUUAUUUCAUUUUCCUUUCAUCUUUGGAGAACUAUAGUUGCUCUGUCCAUGAUAGAAACUCCACAAAAUACUAUAACAUACUCCACAAAUACUAUAACAUACUCCACAAAUGCUGUAACAUACUCCAGAAAAUGCUAUAACUACUCCACAAAUGUUAAAACAUGCUCCACAGACCACAAAUACUAUAACAUUUUUUUUAUUGCAAGUCGUUUUGGCCCUACAUUUCUGUAGCUUCCCAGCUCUAAUCUGGACAUGGAGGGUUUUUCAACUCUGCUCGUCAAUCUCACCUUACUUCUCCUCUGGAACCCGCCCAUAUCAAUAUUUGUGCAUUAUGCACAUUCUUGCAGGUUCCACACGUUUUCCAUGAUGAUUACUUAAACUUGCAGUUAAUUUAGGGGCAAUUUAACUGCAGUUGUUGGAUCAUAAGACCUGGUGUGUGAAAAAGUCAUGGCAGAGGGCACAGAAAUUGAGGAACGAGUGGAUCUUGAAGAAGACAAUUAUAUGGAAGAGAUAGACGAUGAUGUUGAAGAUCAACUAGAUGAGGAUGGAGAAGAUGAUGCUGGUGAUCCACAUGCUGAAGAAAAUGUUGAAGAGGAGUAUGAGGACUCAAAAACUGAGGGCAGUCAGAAAGAUCAAUCUCCAGAGGCAGAUAGAAUCGUUGCCAACACUGAACCUGCAGAAGACGAACAAAAGCCCACUGCUUCUGUUAAUGAAGAGGAAAAAGAGAAGCAUGCUCAACUUCUUGCCCUUCCUCCCCAUGGUUCUGAAGUUUUCAUCGGUGGUCUUCCCAGGGAUGUGAUUGAAGAUGAGUUGAGGGAUCUUUGUGAACCAAUAGGCGAAAUUUUUGAGAUAAGGCUAAUGAAAGAUAAAGAUUCUGGUGAAAGCAAGGGUUUUGCUUUUGUAGCUUUCAAAUCAAAAGAGGUUGCUCGAAAGGCCAUUGAAGAGCUUCAUAGUAAAGACUACAAGGGAAAAACCUUAAGGUGUUCAAUAUCCGAAACCAAAAAUAGACUGUUUAUUGGUAAUGUUCCAAAGAACUUGACGGAGGAUGAAUUUAGAAAGAUAAUCGAGGAGGUCGGUCCUGGGGUGGAAGUUAUCGAGCUUAUAAAGGAUCCUCAAACUCCUACUCGUAAUCGUGGUUUUGCUUUUAUAUUGUACUACAAUAACGCCUGUGCUGAUUAUUCAAGGCAGAAAAUGUUAAAUGCCAAUUUUAAGCUUGAUGGCCAUACCCCAACUGUCAGCUGGGCCGAUCCAAAGGGCACACCUCCUGAUCAUUCUGCUGCUUCUUCCCAGGUUAAGGCUCUGUAUGUGAAAAACAUACCUGAGAACACAUCUACUGAGCAGCUGAAGGGACUAUUCCAGCGCCAUGGGGACGUGACAAAAGUUGUCAUGCCACCUGGCAAAGCUGGAAAACGAGAUUUUGGGUUCAUUCACUAUGCUGAAAGGUCAAGUGCAUUGAAGGCGGUCAGAGAUGCAGAGAAGUAUGAAAUUGAUGGUCAGGUGUUGGAAGUUGUCCUUGCUAAGCCUCAGGCUGAUAAAAAACCUGAUGCUGCCUAUCCUUACAAUGCUGGGGUUCAUCCAAACCCUGUUCCCCUUCCUGCAUAUAGUGGAUUUGCUGGUAAUCCAUAUGGCUCUUUGGGAACUGGAUUUGGUGUUGCUUCCAGUUUUCAGCAGCCAGUAAUAUAUGGCAGGGGUCCCAUGCCAGCAGGGAUGCAUAUGGUGCCAAUGGUUUUACCAGAUGGUCGAAUUGGCUAUGUCCUUCAGCAGCCUGGAGUACAGAUGCCACAGCCUCGGCCUCGAAGAGUUGAUCGGAACAAUGGUCCAAGUGGGCCUGGGCGAGCUGGUAAUAGUAGUGAUGAUGGCAAUCGGGGAAGAAGAUACCGGCCUUAUUAGUUGGAGGUGUAUUGAUGUGUUGUAGUUUUAUCAGGGAAUUGAGAAUCAUUGUAGUUGGAUGACUUGUUCUGCAGAACAAAUAAUAGAGCUAUCACCUAUUCCCUUUGAUCCACCUCACAACUCCCCAGAAUUUUAAAAAAGAGAGAAGAAACAAAAAAUUGGAAGUAGAAGGAUGUUAGAAUAGGCCUGAAGUAUUGUGACUAUGAUGUGGUAGGAGACAGUUGACGGUUAAUUGUUGUUUUAUUUGUUGGCAUUGUUUUAUGGUACCCAGCAAGCCACUUUUUCA
Molecule: messenger RNA, 2357 nt
Organism: Populus nigra (black poplar)
Lineage: Eukaryota; Viridiplantae; Streptophyta; Magnoliopsida; Malpighiales; Salicaceae
Product: heterogeneous nuclear ribonucleoprotein Q
Exons: 9
Coding region: 629-2071 (480 amino acids)
Cellular component (GO): nucleus
Molecular function (GO): mRNA binding
Source: RefSeq, a predicted model, not a curated record